AUGAGGAUGUUCGUAGACGCCUUCAGUAAGCAGGUGUUUGACAGUAAAGAGAGCUUGUCGACUGCGGCGGAGUGCGUCAAGGUAGCUAAAGAGCACUGCAAGCAGCUGAGCGAGAUUGGACUGGAUCUCACCUUCAUCAUUCAUGCCCUUCUGGUGAAGGAUAUCAAAGGUGCUUUGCAGAGCUACAAGGAUAUCAUCAUCGAGGCCACCAAGCACCGCAACUCCGAGGAGAUGUGGAGAAGGAUGAACCUGAUGACUCCAGAGGCGCUGGGGAAGCUCCGGGAGGAGAUGAGGAGCUGCGGGGUGGGCAAUUUUGACCAAUACACAGGUGAUGACUGCUGGGUCAACCUUAGCUAUACGGUAGUGGCUUUCACUAAGCAGACUAUGGCCUUCUUGGAGGAAGCGUUAAAGCUUUACUUCCCAGAGCUGCAUAUGGUGCUUUUGGAGAGUCUGGUGGAAAUCAUCCUGGUGGCCGUCCAGCAUGUUGAUUACAGUUUACGGUGCGAGCAGGACCCUGAGAAGAAAGCGUUCAUUAGGCAGAAUGCAUCCUUCCUGUAUGAAACUGUCCUUCCUGUUGUGGAAAAAAGAUUUGAGGAAGGAGUUGGAAAGCCGGCCAAGCAGCUGCAGGAUCUGAGAAAUGCUUCACGCUUGAUGCGUGUAAAUCCGGAAAGUACCACCUCUGUGGUGUGAAGUGGCCUCACUGUUCUUACGAGCAGGGUGUGAGAGCGCUUGCUGGAAGUGUUGUACAAUGAAUAGAUGAACUAAAUGGGGUUUUUUUUCAGUUUUAAAAAUGCAGAAGUCUAGCUGCUGCGUUCCAGAAGGUGAAGACUUACAAUCAAAGCCUGCAAGGAUGCAAUGCUUUUCCUGGUGGAUGGGGUGUAGGAGAGCGAGAAGUAAUGUCGAGGUCGCGUGUCCUUGGACAGCAGAUCCUGUGAGAAUGGCUUGGGUAGUGUUUAUGACUUGGGGAAAUAUUGUGUCGUACAAUUUUGGGCCAAAUGUUUGUGAAAGUCUUAAACAGAUGUACGUUGUAUGGCAGGAAAAGA
Opisthocomus hoazin is the source of this 1043-nucleotide messenger RNA. RefSeq names its product exocyst complex component 8 (gene EXOC8). The record is from RefSeq and is a predicted model, not a curated record. Lineage: Eukaryota; Metazoa; Chordata; Aves; Opisthocomiformes; Opisthocomidae. Gene Ontology annotation, biological process: exocytosis; intracellular protein localization; Golgi to plasma membrane transport. Gene Ontology annotation, cellular component: exocyst.